This is a messenger RNA of Strongylocentrotus purpuratus (purple sea urchin), 1744 nucleotides long. RefSeq lists its product as uncharacterized. The record is from RefSeq and is a predicted model, not a curated record. Gene Ontology annotation, molecular function: phenylpyruvate tautomerase activity. Lineage: Eukaryota; Metazoa; Echinodermata; Echinoidea; Camarodonta; Strongylocentrotidae.
AACAAUGACUUAAUUGUACUGGUAUCAUUCCUAUGCAUCGAGGUCAUCUUGCUGGCUCUGAUCACGGACUUAGUCCUAGUUAUGACGUUGCUUCCAUUUUGCUUUCGUCACGUCACGUGCAAGAGACCACUUUACUACGCUGUUAGGUUUUUCGUUUUCUUGGCCUGGUAUUCUCUUUCAGUUUUUUCUCAUCAGCUUUAGUGUGUCGCAUAAUAUUUGAACUUUACUACUUUCCAUGGUUUCUAGACACGGUCUUUCCUUCGGUUUUUUGCGGUCAUUUGUUUCAGUCUCUUUUGUGCUUUAGAGUAAAAAUUGACUCUAGAAAUCUAAAAUUUAUAGCUUAUUUGCAUUUAGGACCUGAUUUUCUUACGUUUCAUGAUCUGGAACACUCUUGAUUCAGCUUUUUUGUUGCUAAUUCACAAGAAUUGAUCAAGAUGCCUCUGUGUAUCUUUCACACCAAUAUGUCUGCAGAUCGAGUCAGCGAUGAAGUCCAUUCGAAGCUUUCAAAGAUCAUCUCCGAGAUGACAGGAUCCAACGAAACGUCGAUCACCGUCGAACUACGGACGGGCAAGAAAAUGUGCCGGGCGGCCAAUCCCGAUGUCGACUGGGGAUUCUUUGAGCUUCACGCCAUCGGUGUAUCUGGAGACCCCGACCUCAACCGUGAGCGCGCUGGCAAGAUCUUGACCUUCGCAGAAACCGAGAUCGGACUACCGCAAACAAGUUGUUUCUUCAUGAUGCACAACAAUGACCCAAAGCACAUUGGACUAGGUGACAACAAGUUGUGCGCUGAUCGCCCCCAUUUUAAAAACUACACGCCCAUCGAACUCUUCAAUGACAUGCGAUCCUAGAUACAAGAUAAAUGUCGUGAAUUUAAAGGGAUAGUUGAGUUCUGUUUUCAGACCGCAAGUGCCUUCAAAGUGCAUGGUUAUUGCUCUUAUUCUUAUCUAUGACAUUUCUAGUGCCUUUUUAGAACCUAAAAUUGCUAUGAAGGUAAUUUUAGACCCCAAAAUGUCUGAAUUUAGCCAAUACGAUCAUACCAAUUCAGCUCCAUUUAAAAAAAAUACCGUGACCGUUAAUUAAUUAUUUAAUUAAAAAUAACAAUACAUGGGCAGGCUGGUUGUGCAUAAUAUAGAAAUCGUUAAAUUUAUGGAUAACCAACACGAAAAUGCCAACAAAAAAGCCAACAUCGGCAUUGGCUGAGAUAAGACGUAAAAGGUGAUAUUUCGUUUUUUAACGGCUUUUUCAAAUUAUCUGAUAUUUGUGGUGGUACACAAGUUUUAGAAAUCGUUAUAUUUAUGGAUAUUUCAGCUGUCUCUGAACCGAUUUUGAUCAAACAAAGAUGAUUUUGUCAUUUAAAUUGUAUGUUCUUUCAAAUUUGACACUCAGUUUUUAUUAUCCCUUUAACUAUCCCUUUAACUGAAAGUCACACAAAUUUCCUUCUGUUUUUCGGUACAAUGUAAUAAAACAUAUCGUUUCACAAAAUCGUUUUGAGUACAAGUUCACCGAAACCAUAAUGAAACACGUGUUAAAUUGAAUACACGCAUUUCAGCGGCUUGUCGGUGAACUUGUAUACUUGUGGCGGGUUCGUGAAACGGUGCCCUGCAAGUACAUAUCAAUAAUUUAACACAUUGGAGGCGGAAACCAGGAAAGCAAGGCUUGUGUCGGAAACGCCCAUAACAAAUAAACACAAUUGUGUGGCUGUAAGAAACAUCAUUAAGUAGUGAACCAGUUUCUUUCAUCUAAA